AAGAUAACCAUUAGUCGCCCUAAACCACUACGGGAAUCGGGCGUCUAUUAGCAUAAAUUAUAAGUUAACUAUAAUAAAUAAAAUCAUAAUUUUAAUCUUAGAAAAUAAGUGCUUCAAAUAUAAAUUCCAAAAAUAAAAAUAUCAGUGCCGCAUUUUAAAAUUCAAAAUUCAAAUUUAAUUCUUUAUAAAAGUGAUUCGAUAUUCGAAAAGUAUUUGAAGAAAAAGUGCGUUGGAAUUUUAUUUUAUAAAUAUAAAAAUGGAAAAAAUGGAAGAGAUUUUAUGGAAGGAUAGUAAUAUAUUUUAUAACAUUUUAUGUUUUUUAAUUACUGAAAACGAGAAGUUAUUUGAUCGUAGUGAUUCUAAAUUGUAUUGGUUAACGGUUUAUCAUUUGUUCGGGGUUUUGCAUAAUGCUUAUAUUUCUAUUUUUGCGGCUGGCUUAGAUAUUAGAAGCAGCGAUAUUGUUGAAAUCGACAAUUUGUAUAGAUAUAGGGCUGGAUAUCUCACUGGAUGGAAUUUUCUGUUCCAAACUAUCUUCCUGACCAUGUCUCUGGUGUACGACCUGAUGGAGUGGUUCGACCGCCACGAGACAGGCCUGGGGAGGAAGCUGAGGUUCUGUCGAGAUGUCAUGUUCUCGGGGCUUGUGGUGCCGCUGACGCUGUUCAUCUCCACAAUGUUCUGGACACUAUUCUGGAUCGACCGGGAGCUGGUCUUCCCAGUAGUCUACGACCAGCUAGUGCCGUGGUGGUUCAACCAUUGCGUGCACACAAACAUAGCUAUCGUGAUACUCAUAGAAACGGUACUGCAAGCUAGAAGACAUCCCACGCAUUAUAAACUGGAGUUGUGGCUGACUGGUGGCGCUGGAGUGCUUUAUGCUAUUGUGUACUACUCAAUCUUCUUCUUCGCACACCGCUGGUUGUACGCAGUCUUCGGCAUCAUGACCUGGUGGCAAGUCUGUCUUUACCAGAUCCUCAUCUGGACAUCCACCUUUGUCUUCUACUACAUCCAGUUCCCGAUCAACAGGAUCUUCCAUCGAGAAGAAGUAGAAGACCAGAAGCAAGUAAUCCAGGAACAAAAAUCUGGAAUCCAAAAUGGCGGAUUCACGGAACAAACUAAUGAUAGUGUCUUAAAACAUAGGUCGAAGAAUCAAAUUGAAAGUUCGAGUUUCUGAUUGGUUUUGGUGGUGUUUUGGGUUUAUAUUACGAAGAUGGUUGAAUGCCCACCUUUAGUUUUUUAGAACCGGUUUUGGAACAGUGUUGGGCAAGUUGAUAAGACAAGAAUUUCACAUAUCACAAGACAAGUUUCUCGUAUAAAGAACAUAUUUUAGCGAGAUUUUGUCUCGAGUCCACAGCUAGCAUGUGUUCGCGCGGCGCGGCGGUUGCAGUGUCGCGGACAUGUUAGUAAUGUUCGCGCGCAAUGUGUUACUGUUUGCUACAGCGAGUACACCACGAGAUACAUUUGUUGAAUCUCGCAAUAUUGAACCUGUCUUGCUCAUUUUUGUGUGUUUCUCCAGAUCAUGAAAUCCAGGUUUUUCUAGAGAAUAUUUAUCAUAUAACAGGGUAGUAUAGCUUAGAUUUUAACAAUGACAUUGAAUAAGUCACAAUCAUGAUUCAAACCUGCUAUAUGAUGAAUGAAAGCGGGUAUUCUAACCACUGGGCUACGUAAUAAAAUUUGCCUUUUUAUUGCCCUUAUAUGGCUGUGAUUUCUUCAACAAAAAUUAAGCCCUAAUAGCCUAAGAAAUAGUGAUAUUUUUUGACAAUAUAUCAUUCGACUUUUGUGGAAAUAAAAUGUUAUAAAUAUAUUAUUUUUAGAUCCAGAUUAUGAUAAUGUCUGGUUUUAAAUAGGUUACCCAUUUUAAUAGAAAAAUUGUCUUAGUUAUUAUUGAAAUAAGUUAGUUUAUAAUGUUAAGUGAAAUGCAAUAUUAUUUUUAUUUUCUGAAUGUGUGAACUUAAAAUCAUUUUUAAUCCAUAAUUCCAGUAAUGUUUUUUUUUUAUCAAAAUUAAUAUUCAAUAGCAAAGCGGGUUCAUAGUUCUUACGGUCGUUCUCAAUAUUCUAUCGAUAUGUUUUUACUUAUUAGAAAUAGGAAUUUGACACUAAAUUACAUACUUGUAUGUGACUUAUGUCAAAAUUCUGUCUCUAGGAGCAAAACAAAAGAAAGGAUAAUGGAAACGGUUCUCAGUAAGUUGACAAUAAAUGUGAUUUCUUUUGUUUCAUUCAAAAUGGUCGACAAGCUUGCCAUACAGUUUUACCUGAAUAAGAAUUUAAUAAUAUGUUCUAGAAUAGACAUAAGUAUAGAAAACUGGAUAUUUUGUGAGACGAUUUUUAUCUUUAAUAGAUUUGGCUUUGCAAUUAAAAUUAUUUAAAAAAGUUAAUUAAUUAUUGGUCCAGGAAAUACAAUGAAAUGGAAACUGGUAAAUGAAAAUACACUUUUAACUAUUAAAAUGGUUUUUCGAAAUGUUCAGUUAAUAUUUUACAAUGUACGAUUUGUUAUUAAGUUAAAAUAUAGAACAAUUUUAAUUUUA
Helicoverpa armigera (cotton bollworm) is the source of this 2519-nucleotide messenger RNA. Its product is annotated as androgen-dependent TFPI-regulating protein. The record is from RefSeq and is a predicted model, not a curated record. The transcript is spliced from 4 exons. Gene Ontology annotation, cellular component: endomembrane system; membrane. Lineage: Eukaryota; Metazoa; Arthropoda; Insecta; Lepidoptera; Noctuidae. Bases 257 to 1168 code for a protein of 303 amino acids.